GCCCCGCUCCCCCUUCCCGGAGCGACAAACCGAAAGAGACGCCUCCCUAGCGCUCCGCUCGCUCCCCGCUGGAAAUGUCCGGGUUUAAUUUGGAUCUGGGGCCCGCCAAGGAGCCGCUCGGCUUCAUCAAAGUCCUGCAAUGGAUAUUCUCCAUUUUUGCCUUUGCUACCUGUGGUGGAUACAGUGGGAAAACAUCUAUAUUCCUCACCUGUAAAAAUAACCAAAAUAUCACAUGGACCCGGGAUUUCUUCUAUCCCUUCAGGUUGAGCAAAAUCUCCUUUGGACCUCUGGAGCCAGGAAUGAAAUGCAACAAUACUUGGAGUUUGCCCAGCUACUUGGUGGGAGAUUUCUCCUCCUCGGCAGAGUUCUUCGUCACUUUUGCGGUCCUCGUGUUCCUGUAUUGUAUCGGAGCCUUAAUAUUGUACCUCGGUUACAUGCACUUGUAUCGAGGUGCUGGAAAACUCCCUAUGGUUGACUUCAUCCUUACGGUCAUCAUUGCUUUCCUGUGGCUGGUCAGCACAUCGGCCUGGGCGAAGGCGCUUGUCGAUAUCAAAGUGUCCACCGGACCCAGCAUAGUUACUGGAUCUGAAUAUUGUAAUACACAGCCCGGUUUCUGCCAUUUCAAUGAGAUCAGAAGGAUGGGAUCCUUGAAUGUGUCUGUGGUCGUCGGCUUCCUCAACCUGAUCCUGUGGGCUGGCAGCGCUUGGUUCGUCUACAAAGAAACCCACCUACACAGUCCUCCCUCCAGCGCUUUGCCGAACGCAACCGGUUCCCCGUCUCCUUCAGGGAUGUGAAAGGCCUGAAAAGGCCUUGGAUAUGGAAAUAACACCUCUCGCCUCAGGAUGAUCCACGCAAUGGCUGUUCCCUCCCCUGUCCCUCCCCUCCUCCAUGGUGUAAUCGAUGUGUGAAAAAUCAAUGGGUUUCACAUUUUUGUUUUUUUGCUUCCACGCCGAGGACAGAACCGAAAGUGACACCGUGCACGAGAAAUAUCGCGUUGCACGAAAGCUUGUUCUCUCUGCGUUGAAAAAAAGAGGGUUUCUCUGUCUCGGGUUCGAAGACUCCCCGCCGCUCCCCCGUGUUGAUAAUAAAAAGUUGAGUGAGCAGCAUUUCAAUUGA
Messenger RNA from Notechis scutatus (mainland tiger snake), 1116 nucleotides. RefSeq names its product synaptophysin-like protein 1. The record is from RefSeq and is a predicted model, not a curated record. NCBI's taxonomy places the organism in Eukaryota, Metazoa, Chordata, Lepidosauria, Squamata, Elapidae. Gene Ontology annotation, cellular component: synaptic vesicle membrane; synaptic vesicle.